AUGAUGUCUCUCGCAAAAACUAUUACUUCAUUCUAUACAGCUAGAUUAAAAGGGGCUGACAGCCAACCAAAACAGGCUGUGGAUACCGUUCAAUCUCAAACAGAACAGACCAUUGCUUCUCUCGAUGCUGUUCAACCGGAUGCGUUUGGCGGAAAUGAGGUAGAGCGCCUCAAAAUACGAGCCGCAGCCCGUCGACUGCUUGCUAGAGUGGAGACGCCUUAUGAACGAGCCUGGGGUUUCUGCUUUGAACAACCGGUGGUCUUUGCCGCUCUGCAGAUAUGCAUUGACGUGGGCCUUUGGAGAUCAUGGACUAGCGUCGGAGGUGAGAAGUCUAUUGAUGACCUGGUCAGGUUGACCAGUCCAACUGUCGAUGCAAAUCUUCUCCGUCGACUGUUCCGGCUACUAGCGGCGUUCAAUGUGGUUGAGGAGACAUCCGAGGACAGGUUCAAGCCUACUCCAUUCUCGCUUGCCAUUGGUGAUGAGACCACCAAGGUCCGAGCUUCACUCCAAGCAGCAACAAACCAGUAUAUCGCAACCAGCAAAAGCUUGCCCACAUACCUUGCAAGCAUCUCGUACCACGAACCAACAAAUGUUGUCACAAAUAACCACUCAGUCGCAGAUCCCGAUGGCUUGAACUUCUUUGGUCGACUGCAGAAAAGCCCUGCUUGCUUUGAAGCAUUCACUGGGCACAUGGAAGCAUGGACAGCAUGGAAGACUCCUUGGACCAGAAUUGUUGACACAACUCAGCUGCUUGCAGGGGCCAAACUUGAUGAUGGCUCGCCCUUUGUAGUCGACGUUGGUGGUAAUACCGGGAUAGAUAUCUCACACGUCCUUGCUAAACACCCGAAAAUCCCUAGUGGAUCAUUGGUACUACAAGAUCUUCCCGAAAUCAUCGCUACCGCGCAAGUUGACAAGAAGAUCACUGCGAUGGCCCAUGACUUCUUCCUACCACAACCGAUCAAAGGGAGCCGUGCUUAUUUCAUGCAUGCCGUUCUUCACGAUUGGCCAGAUGACAAGGCGAGGGAAUUAUUGGCGAACACCCGAGAUGCCAUGACAAAAGGCUACUCUAAGCUCUUCGUCUAUGAUAUCGUCUUACCAUCCACAGGUGCAAGCAUUGCCCAAACAACAAUGGAUGUGCAGAUGAUGUCGUUGCUAUCGGCUUCUGAGCGAACUCAAGCGAACUGGAAUAACUUGUUGGCCAGUGCCGGAUUGAAGAUUGUUAAAUUUUGGCCUGACCCUCAGCAGUAUGAGAUGGUUAUCGAGGCUGAGAUUGCAUAA
Messenger RNA from Penicillium salamii, 1278 nucleotides. The record is from the annotation of a GenBank genome assembly. NCBI's taxonomy places the organism in Eukaryota, Fungi, Ascomycota, Eurotiomycetes, Eurotiales, Aspergillaceae.